Molecule: messenger RNA, 2526 nt
Organism: Neomonachus schauinslandi (Hawaiian monk seal)
Lineage: Eukaryota; Metazoa; Chordata; Mammalia; Carnivora; Phocidae
Gene: HAUS5
Product: HAUS augmin like complex subunit 5
Exons: 19
Coding region: 37-1938 (633 amino acids)
Biological process (GO): spindle assembly; centrosome cycle
Cellular component (GO): centrosome; HAUS complex
Source: RefSeq, a predicted model, not a curated record
ACUUGAAGAGGGUGCGGGAAGACGCUCCGAGUUAUCAUGGAGUUAAUGCAGGAAGCGCGGGAACUGGGUUGCUGGGCGACGGAAGAGAUGGGGGCGCCGGUCGCAGCCCGAGCCCCGGAGUCGACGCUGCGCAGACUGUGUCUGGGCCAGGGGGCCGACAUCUGGGCCUAUGUUUUGCGGCAUGUGCACAGCCAGAGGAGUGUCAAGAAGAUCCGGGGAAACCUACUCUGGUAUGGCCACCAGGACAGCCGAGAGGCCCGUCGGAAGCUGGAGCUGGAAGCCACUGUUGCUCGCCUGCGGGCAGAGAUCCAGGAGUUAGACCAGAGCCUGGAGCUGAUGGAGCAAGAGACCGAGGCUCAGGACAUGGCCCUGGAGCAAGCCCUUCAGAGCAUUCAAGACACCCAGCGUCGUGCUCUCCUCCUCCGGGCCCAAGCUGGGGCCAUGCGAAGACAGCAGCGUGGGCUGCAAGAUCCCAUGCAGCAGCUGCAGAAUCAGCUGAGACGUCUGCAGGACAUAGAGAGGAAGGCCAAAGUAGAUAUAACCUUUGGACCCUUGACAUCAGCAGCCCUGGGCCUGGAGCCUGUGGUCCUGGGGGAUGUCCGAACAGCCUACACCCUCCGGACCCAGUUCUUGCAGAAACUCCUAAUUCCUCAGGCCAAGGGAGGCAGCAUCCCAACCCCUCAAGAUGACUACUUUGGAGCUUCCUACCGGCAGUGGCUUAGCUCAGUGGAGACACUGCUGACAAACCACCCUCCGGGCCACGUCCUGGCCUCCUUGGAGCACUUGGCUGCAGAGCGGGAGGCAGAGAUUCGGUCCCUGUGCAGUCUGGAUGGACUCCGAGAUACGGAGAUAGCCAGGUCCCAGGUACCAGACCAGUCAGACUCCAGCCAGGCCCUGCCAUCUAUGGUGCAUCUCAUCCAGGAGGGCUGGAGGGCCGUGGGUGUGCUGGUUGCCCAGCGGGGCCCCCUUCUGAAGGAGCAUCAAAUCCUGACCCGGCGCCUCCAAGGCCUGAUGGAGGAGGUGAAGAAAUGUGCCCUGGGAUCCAGCGAGAGGCAGGCCUUGAUGCUGGGGCUCCGGGGCUGCGGCCUGUGGGCAGAGCUCAAGGCCCUGCGUGCCCAGAGCCAGGAGCUGGAGGAGGUGACUGGGCGGCGGCAGCUUAUGCUGCAGGAGCUACAGGCCAAACAGCAACGGAUCCUGCACUGGCGCCAGCUGGUGGAGGAGACACAGGAACAGGUCCGCCUUCUCAUCAAGGGCAACUCAGCCAGCAAGACGCGCCUGUGCCGGAGCCCUGCAGAGGUGCUGGCUCUGGUUCAGCGAAAACUCGUCCCCACAUCUGAGGCGGUGGCACCCCAGAGCCAGGAGCUACUUCGCUGUCUAGAGGAGGAAGCCCGGCAUCUGCCCCACCUUCUGUUGGGCACCCUGCUUCGGCACAGCCCCGGAGGAUUGCAGCCUCUGCCCACGGUCCUGCCAUCCAUCCACCAGCUGCAUCCUGCAUCCCCGAGGGGCUCCAGCCUCAUAGCGCUGAGCCACACACUGGGGCUGCCUGCAGGGAAGGCUCCGGAACUGCUCCUCCCAAAGGCCGCCUCUCUUCGUCAGGACCUUCUAUUCCUCCAGGACCAGCGGAGUCUCCGGUGCUGGGAUCUGCGCCACGUGAAGACCAGCCUGCCACCAGGACCAUCCACCCAAGAGCUGCUGCAGAUCCGGGCAUCCCAGGAGAAGGAGCAAAAAGACAAUCUGGGGCAGGCUCUGAAGCAGCUGGAGAACCUGCUGAAAAAAGCACUGGAGCGAAUCCCCAAGCUACAGGGGGUUGUGGAGGACUGGUGGGAGCAGCCAGGCCAAGCCGCCCUGUCCGAGGAGCUCUGCCAGGGCCUGUCCCUGCCCCAGUGGCGGCUGCGCUGGGUCCAGGCCCAAGGCGCCCUACAGCAGCUGUGCAGAUGAAAAGGGGCCUCCAACAGGAGUCAGGAGCUUUCAUAUUCACCCCUCCAUGAGACCUUUGGAAGACAGUAUCACCUGGAUGUGUCAACCCAUUCUCUCUACCCACACUUGCUGUCCUCCUCACAGGCAUUUCUGUUCUUCUCAACUGCCUUGGACCUGUCCUUUCAUCCCAUCAAAGCCAAGAGAAUGGGGUACUCUGGACCCCACCCUAGGUCCCCCUGAAACUCCUCUCAUCACUCUCACCCUCAGCAAAAAGUCAUUGAGCACCUGCUCUAAACACUGAGGAUCCAGCACUGAACAAAAUGGACAAAAGUCCCAGCCUUCAGGAAGUUGUUCUAGGACAGGGAAGCAGACCCCUGACAAGUUAAGUGAGCAAAAUAUGUGGUAUGUUGGAAGAUAACAGCUCUGGAGAAAAAUAAAGCAGGCUGUAGGAGGUGCAACUUUAGAUAGAAGGCUACACACACCCUGUAAAGGUAAUGAGAGGGACGCACGUGGGCAUCUGAGGAGGGUUUGUGCGGGGCUGGAGUGGGAAGGAGGCUAGAGCUCAGACAAUGGCCCUGAGCUCAAAAUGCCAGUGUGAGGGUUGAGGAG